AAAAUAGACUUUACAGAAACUAGGGUUUUGGUUGAUAUAUUAACUGUCUCCCUCGCGGCUCAGUAGUUUCCUCGCCUCUGAUUGACACUGCUCAAGCUUAUCUCGGCGAAGAAGAGAGAAACAGAAUGGCGACUCAAGGAUCCGCACAGAAGGAGGCUGACAUUAAGAUGAUGUGUGCUGCUGAGGUUCACCUCGGAACCAAGAACUGCAACUACCAAAUGGAGCGUUACGUCUUCAAGAGACGCAACGACGGUAUCUACAUCUUCAACCUUGGCAAAACAUGGGAGAAGCUGCAGAUGGCUGCACGAGUUAUCGUUGCUAUUGAGAACCCACAAGACAUCAUUGUUCAGUCAGCUAGGCCCUAUGGUCAGAGAGCUGUUUUGAAGUUCGCUCAGUACACUGGAGCUAAUGCAAUUGCUGGAAGACACACUCCUGGUACCUUCACUAAUCAGAUGCAGACCUCAUUCAGUGAGCCAAGGUUGUUGAUUCUUACUGAUCCACGUACCGACCACCAGCCCAUCAAGGAAGGUGCUUUGGGAAACAUUCCAAUCAUUGCGUUCUGCGACACUGACUCUCCCAUGAGGUUUGUUGACAUUGGUAUCCCCGCCAACAACAAGGGAAAGCACAGCAUUGGUUGUCUCUUCUGGCUUCUUGCUCGCAUGGUCCUUCAGAUGCGUGGAACCAUCCGCCCUGCUCAGAAGUGGGAUGUCAUGGUUGACCUGUUCUUCUACAGGGAGCCCGAGGAGGCUAAGCCAGAGGAUGAGGAUGAAGUUGCACCUCAGGCAGAGUUUGGACUACCUGCUCCCGAGUAUGGAGGAGACCAAUGGACCACUGCUGCGAUCCCUGAUGCUGCAUGGCCAGGAGAAGGCCAGGCGCCAAUCUCUGCUGCUCCUGCUGCUGCCUCUUGGAACGAUUCCACCGUUGCUCCAGCAGCAGAAGGUGGAUGGGACGCUGCUGUGCCACCCACAACUGCAGCUGCUGGUUGGGAGUAAAGUUGAUGAUGAUACUACCCUUUACAAUGUGUUUUUGUUUUGUUGCUGUUGGAAAUUGAAGAGUUAUCGAAUCACAGCUCUCUCUGUCUCUUUCAAUCCUCUCUUUAGGACAAGACAUUUAGGGUAUUUCUGUUUUGCACUUUUUGUUUUGAAUGGAAUUUCUACUAUAUUUAUCUCGUACGUUUUGUUAUAAAUAUAGUUUUGAGCUUCUGGUUC
Brassica rapa (field mustard) is the source of this 1208-nucleotide messenger RNA. Its product is annotated as 40S ribosomal protein SA. Gene Ontology annotation, biological process: translation. The record is from RefSeq and is a predicted model, not a curated record. Gene Ontology annotation, cellular component: ribosome; small ribosomal subunit. Gene Ontology annotation, molecular function: structural constituent of ribosome. Lineage: Eukaryota; Viridiplantae; Streptophyta; Magnoliopsida; Brassicales; Brassicaceae.